Messenger RNA from Coregonus clupeaformis (lake whitefish), 1126 nucleotides. RefSeq names its product tumor necrosis factor receptor superfamily member 14-like. Bases 368 to 1111 code for a protein of 247 amino acids. Gene Ontology annotation, molecular function: protein binding. Gene Ontology annotation, cellular component: external side of plasma membrane. The record is from RefSeq and is a predicted model, not a curated record. Lineage: Eukaryota; Metazoa; Chordata; Actinopteri; Salmoniformes; Salmonidae. Gene Ontology annotation, biological process: positive regulation of T cell migration; positive regulation of cytokine production involved in immune response; defense response to Gram-negative bacterium. The transcript is spliced from 7 exons.
GGUCUGUUUUCAAACAACGGUGUGAAUCUUUCUGGAACGAAUGGUCGGGGUGACCGGAACAUAAUUACAAAAAAAAAGAAACAACUUUAUUAAAACAAUUAAAUUAAUAAAUAUAAGACUUAAAUACAGAAUGCAGAAGUUAAAUCGUCGGGAAACAUUUUAUUUUACCCACAAAUUGAAAGGAGUUCAUUGAUUUUUAUUUCUGGUGGUGGCUUAUCAGUAGCCUUGUUUCACACUGGGAAAGUAAAACUUACAGUCGAACUGUGAACCAAGGCGGGGUCAGUUCAUCUCCAUACUUCAAAACUCCUAAGAACUUCAUAAAUCCAGUGUGUGGGUCUUCCAGUGAGUUGGAGAGGAUUGAGGAACCAUGACACAGUUUGAAACCUUGAUAUGGACUAUACCUAUUAUAUUGGUGCUUGUAAGCACCGGAUCCUGUAUUGCAUGUGGUAGAGCCGAGUACAGAAUAGGGGAUGAAUGUUGUCCCAUGUGUUUACCAGGAAAUCAUGUACAUAAGCAUUGUACUGAAUUCACCAGCACCAUCUGUGUGCUCUGUGUUGAUUCUACAUUCCUUGAUGAGCCCAAUGACCUCAUAAAAUGCAAAGUGUGUACCAACUGUGAUCCAGGUUUGGGUUUGAAGGUAAAGCAGCCAUGUAGACCUUCAUCAGACACUGUCUGUGGGACACUGGAGGGGUUCUACUGUCUAGACCCAACUAAGGAUGGUUGUAGAGCAGCCCAGAGACACAGCAGCUGUAAACCUGGUCAAUACAUCAGCCACACAGGAACAACAUCUACAGAUACUGUGUGUGCUGACUGCACUGGUGAUACUUAUUCAGAUGGAUCAUUUACAGCCUGCCAGUCACACACACAAUGUGAUACCUUGAAGCUUCAGCAAAUUAAACCUGGAACUCAAUGGUCUGACUCUGAAUGUGGACCACAGACCUCCAUACCCAUAGCUGCAAUAAUAUAUCCUGUUGUGGUGGUGGUGGUGGUGGUGCUACUAGGUGUCAUAGCAACUAGAAGAACAAAAAAAACAUAUCCUGUAUAUGGUGAGAUUAUUUUGGGGAAUUGUACAGUUUCAUUUAUUGUUUUAAUUGCCCAGAUGAACAAGUGAGAAAUAUCCAGCACU